Messenger RNA from Drosophila gunungcola (fruit fly), 2634 nucleotides. Its product is annotated as lysosomal acid glucosylceramidase. The record is from RefSeq and is a predicted model, not a curated record. The transcript is spliced from 9 exons. Bases 48 to 1739 code for a protein of 563 amino acids. Lineage: Eukaryota; Metazoa; Arthropoda; Insecta; Diptera; Drosophilidae. Gene Ontology annotation, biological process: glucosylceramide catabolic process. Gene Ontology annotation, molecular function: glucosylceramidase activity.
UGGACGGGCCUUUGAUCGAGUCGCAUUGCUGCGGCGGUGGUGCCAAAAUGACGACAAUUCGGCUUUGCUUUCUUUUUGCAGCGAUCGUAAUCUGUGCAGGUGCUUCGGAAAGUCAGCUGCCCUGCGAUUUGCGAGAAACAAGUCAUGGAAGCGUGUGCGUUUGCAACAGCACCUACUGCGAUUACCUCGAACAACCCGAGCUCACUGAUAGCUCCCAGAUUGUGCUGAUUAGCUCCAGCAAGGAUGGCUUACGCUUCAAGAAGACAACGGGUGAUCUUUCCGAUAAUAAACCUAUAACAGUGGAAGACAAACAGUUUACUGAUGAGAACUUCAAGGCAGAGGCGAUUGUGGUAGAUCAGCACAGAGCCUGGUUGCAGUUGGCCAAUAUUCCCCAACGCCUGUUUAUCAAUGCGAGCACUAGAACCGUGCGGAUUUCCGUGAAACGAGAGCAACAAUAUCAGAAUGUCAGCGUUUUUGGUGGAGCCUUUACAGGAACAGUGUCCCAUUUACUCAAGCAAUUGCCAGCAGAGCUGCAGGAUCAUGUUUAUAAAUCGUAUUUCCAUCAAGAUGGCAUUGCGUACAACACCGUUCGCAUGUCCAUUGGUGGUUCUGACUUCGAUUUGGAACCCUGGGCCUAUAAUGAGUGGCCUCGCAAUGAUCCAAAAUUAAGUAACUUCACAGCCCUCGAUCCAAGGGAUCUGCAGAAAAUCGAGCAACUGAAAAGGCUAAAGACCGUGUCUCAACUGGACGAACUGAAGAUCAUGGGCGCCGCCUGGAGUGCCCCACGCUGGAUGAAGACCAACGAUCGCUGGACAGGAUUCGGGCAGCUGAAAUCGGAAUAUUACCAGACCUGGGCUCUCUACCACCUCAAAUUUCUCGAACUCAUGCGGUCUAAAAAUAUGCCGAUUUGGGCCAUAUCCACCGGCAAUGAGCCGCUAAACGGCGUCAUCGGCUUCUUCUUUGUGCACUUCAUGAGCAUGGGCUGGACGCCCUGGCAGCAGGCUAUUUGGCUGAGCGACAAUCUGGGACCGACCAUCAGGAACUCGGCGCAGAGCAAGGUGCUCAUCUUCGGCAAUGACGACCAGCGCUACACGUAUCCCUCGUGGUUCAGAAAGAUGCGCUCCUCCCGCAACAAUUCGCUGUCCUAUUUGGAUGGCCUGUCCGUCCACUGGUACUGGGAUGAGUUGAUUGGCCCGCAGCUCAUCGACCAGGCGCACUCGGAAAUGCCGAACAAGAUGCUUUUGAACACGGAGUCCUGCCUGGGGGACAAGCCCUGGCAGACCCACGGACCGGAGCUGGGCAGUUGGCAGCGUGGUGAGAGCUACAUGCGGGCCUACACCCAGGACCUGCAGCACAACUUCAACGGCUGGCUGGACUGGAACCUAGUGCUGGACGAACAGGGCGGCCCCAACUACGUGAAUAACUUCGUCGACGCUCCGGUCAUCGUGAAUGCCACCAGUCGCAGUGAGCUCUAUAAACAGCCCCUCUUCUAUGCCAUAGGGCACUUCUCCAAGUUCCUCCCGCCCCAAUCGGUGCGCAUCGAGACGCGAAUCGAGGACCAGGGCAAUUCCUUCACCCAACUGAGUGUUGUGGGCUUCCAGCGACCCGACGGCACUCUGGCGUUGAUCAUCUACAAUGGCCAGAACCUGCCGGUGAAUGUGGCCCUCGCCGAUAGCCAGCGUGGAGCGAUCAACCUUCGCCUGCCGCCGCGCUCCUGGCACACGGUGCUCUACAUGUGAGCCAUGGAAUUCACGUUCCCGUUCCCGGAACCCAACUAUAUAGUAAUUUAAAUAAAGCUAGGAGUGGGGCAAAGAGUCCAGCUGCCGCUGCCGCUGCCCAGAGGACCAAUUGAGACUCAAGUGACAAGAGCGCAGGCAGGGAAGCCAAUAAAUUGCCCUCAACAGGAUGAGCAGGAUAAUGGGUGUAGAUUUGUGUGUGUGUAAGGAUGUAACGCGGAGACAGCGGAAAUUUGUUUAAGCGGCUCAAUUUGCCGUAACGCGUCUGUUUACAAUGAAAUUUCAUUUGCCGUUUAAUUUUGUUGUUCGGGGGGCCGGGCAACGGCAAAGUACAAACGACAUGCAUGUUCUCUACUAUAUAGGAACAUAUCUCGGAUCAAGAUGAGUGACAACUGGCAGUCGAGCGACAACGACGGCCAACCGACAAAAAUGCCUCUUGCUCGAAUAUUAUCUUUGGGCUAGCGCUGGCAGGGUCUCAUCUAUUUGUUCAAUAUGCUCUAUAAAUAUGAUUGUCAAUUGAGCGCCAAGCAAAUGCAUUUUCCCCAUUUCCCCGCUUUCCCGCUUUUCCCGCUCUCCCUUGCACUUGGCGCACAAAAUGGGGCGUUUUAUGUAAGUCUAUAAAUUAAAACAUGAAACGUUUAUAAACCCAUAUGACUGUUGGUUGUGGCAGCGUCAACUGCAGCGAUGCGCUUCAUUUUGUUUUUUAUUUUAUAGAAAAAUUUGGUUAUAUUAUAAACUUAAACUCUUUAAUAAUGUUUUUGUUCGUUUUGUUCACAACAUAAAUAUGAAUGAAUGUAGCUUUAUUGGUGCACAUAAAAUUUAGAAAUAUAUUUUUUGACUUUGGAAAAUUUGUAAGUCUUUAAAGCAAGAUUUCAAACAAAUUCUUAAAUAACACGAA